This is a messenger RNA of Magnusiomyces paraingens, 921 nucleotides long. RefSeq lists its product as uncharacterized. The record is from RefSeq and is a predicted model, not a curated record. The transcript has a single exon. The coding region runs from base 1 to 921 and encodes 306 amino acids. Gene Ontology annotation, biological process: fatty acid metabolic process. Gene Ontology annotation, molecular function: oxidoreductase activity, acting on the CH-OH group of donors, NAD or NADP as acceptor; NAD+ binding. Lineage: Eukaryota; Fungi; Ascomycota; Dipodascomycetes; Dipodascales; Dipodascaceae.
AUGUUGAGAACUUCUAUGACUAUCCAAAAGCGUCUCUUUUCGUCCGCUCGCACUCUCGCUAAAGACGUCAACAACCUUACAGUCAUUGGCGGUGGCCAAAUGGGUCUCGGUAUUGCCCUUGUUGCAGCAAACAAGGCCGGUGUCAACGUCAAACUCGUCGAUACUUCUGAUGCUGCUCUCGAUAAGGGUAUGGCCUUUUUACAAAAACUCCUCUCUAAGGAUAUCAAGAAGGGCCGUCUUACCGAGGAACAAGCCAAGGACAUCACUGCUCGUGUUACCCCUACCACUGAUCUUACCGGUGCUCUUAAAGACACUGACAUGGUCAUUGAAGCUGUCCCUGAAAUUCCUGAUCUUAAGUUUAAGAUCUUCUCCCAACUGGCCAAGGAGGCUCCUGCCGAUGCCAUUCUCGCUACAAACACCUCUUCCAUCUCUAUCACCAAAAUUGCUGCUGCCGCAAAGGGUGCUGAGAACCGUGUUGUUGCUGCCCACUUUAUGAACCCUGUCCCCGUCCAGCCCGGUGUCGAAAUUAUCCAGGCUCUUCAAACUGAUAAGUCCAUUGUUGAUGAUACUCUUGCCUUUGUUGGCCGUAUGGGCAAGGUCCCAUCUCUUGCUAAGGACUCUCCUGGCUUCAUUGCUAACCGUAUCCUUGUCCCCUACAUUAACGAGGCUGUUAUUGUGCUCGAGUCUGGUAUUGGCUCUGCCAAGGACAUUGAUGCCAUGAUGGUUAAUGGCUGCGCCAUGCCCAUGGGUCCUCUUGCCCUCGCUGACUUUAUUGGUCUUGAUACCUGCUUCGCCAUUAUGAACGUUCUUUACAAGGACACUGGCGACUCUAAGUACCGUCCCUCUGUUUUGCUCGGCAAGAUGGUUGAUGCCGGCUGGCUCGGCAAGAAGUCCGGUAAGGGUUUCUACGAGUACAAAUAA